GCAACUGUUCUCUCGUGCUGCACAUCCUUUACAAGCUUCCUUGUUCUAUUUGUAUCUGACUGAAUAAUCAGACUUAUGGCUUCCAUCGCAUCUUCACUAAGUGCUGAGAAUGAGGUAACUUUACAGAAAUCUUUCUCCAGUCGUGUUUGUUUUCAUCUCCUGUACAAGAGCAGUCAUCAUGGAGCCACUAUUGACCAGCUCCUCAGCAGGUUUGACAAGCAUGGGAAAUAUCUGCUCAUAGCAUUUCUGAAGCUGGGGUCCGUCAGAGGCGCUUUCAUGAGUAAACCUCUAACGUGUGGAAAGGAAUACUCAGAUGAUGAAAUGUUUUUUUUUAAAAUGGAGACUCACCACAAGGUUCAUGAUCGGCAAAUCACACCUGUUAAUGUGGAUUCAAGUACAAUCACUUUUGGAAACAAAUUUAUUUUAAAGUUGGAGGAAGGCUUCUGGUAUGGGAGCUACUGGGAAGAUGUGCGUUAUGGCAGAACCUGGCCACAGUAUGUUUACUGCAUAGAUGUGGAGCUGCACCGUGUCCAAGAUCUAGGUGACAUUUUGCCCAAACCUUGGAGAGAAGUGUUAUGGAGUGAUGAAACAAGGGAGAACCUAAGGCAGGAUUUUGUCUCUUACAAGCCAUUUUUGGAGUCUCUACCCCAGAUAAAGGCUUUACUUCUGGGCCCAGUGGGUUCUGGGAAAUCCAACUUCAUCAGCUCUAUCAAAUCCACAAUGUACAAACGCAUAGUGCAUCUGCCCAAUGUCGGCUCAUCUGUGGAGGGGUUCACUAAGAAGAUGACAACCUAUGAUAUUCGCGUAAACCAGCGAGGAUCUCAGAGUGCUCUGAGCCUAUGUGAUGUGAUGGCAUUGGGAAAUGAUGACUCUACUGGUCUCUCUUACAAUGAUGCACUUGCUGUCAUCAAAGGCCACGUCCCAGAAGGAUAUGAGUUUCAGAAAGGUGGUACAAUCAGUGAUAUUGUGAGUGGCUACAUAGCAAAUCCCUCCCUGAAUGAACAAAUUCACUGUGUCCUCUUCAUACUUGAUGCCACCAAAUUGACGUCGUACCCCAGCAGCCUAGAGUCCACACUUAGGAAACUUCAUUCUGCUGUAUCAAACCUGGGUAUCCCUCAGCUGAUUUUGCUCACCCAUGUGGAUCAGGUGAGCCUGGCAGUACAGAAAGACCUGAGUGACGUCUACUACAGUUUAACUGUGCAGAAUAAGAUGAAAAAAGCAGGGGAGAUGGUAGGAUUGCCGUUGUCCUACGUUCUUCCUGUGACGAAUUAUGUUUCCCAACUGACAGUGGACUGCAACACCGACAUCCUGCUCUUGAAUGUGGGGAUGAGCAUCCUACAGGCUGCGGAUGACGCAUUUGAAGAUUAACACCAUAUUCCUGCCCCUCUAUCAAUAAAGUGCAUCAAAGAAAAAUCUGUUUAUGAUGAGAAAUCUAGCGCAAACAUUUAGAUUUACGACAAAGAAAUUAGUAACAAGUCGGGGUAGGAUUCAAAAUUAAUUAAAUGUGUUCAGGCUUUUUUUUUUCAACACUUUGACAACACAAGGAUUUGUACAAACAAAUAAACAUUUUAUUAAUAUACAAGCACUACAUACAAUACAUCCUUAAGUUCUACAAGUAGUAUAUUCUAGACUAAACUACUACAGUAUAAUAUAUCAUUCAUUCAUUUGAGCUGGGGUGAGGGUACUGGGGGUGGCACAGGAGGUGGUGGGCAGCUUUCCUGUCUUAUUAUUUUACCCAGAAAGCCGGAAAAGUGGUAAUACGUUACAUUACAUUAUGUAAAGUAAUAAGGACAGGAAUCGGAGACUAGGGUGAACACAAAUUCACUAAACUGAUUAGAUGGUGUCCAAUGUAGAUUCAGAUUCCUGCCAAUGGCUGACAGGAGUAAAACACAGUGUGGACUUUGGCUGCUGAAGACAUUUUUUUUUUGCCUUCAGCAGACAAAUGAAGGAGUCUCCAGUGUAAGUUCUUUGUGAAUUCCUCUAUGGAAAAUGAUUCUGUCUAUUCUCAUUUGUUGGUAACAUGAUAAUAUGUGUUUUGUAGCAGUUAUUAAAUUAAUUAUCUGUAAUAUUAGUAAAAAAAUGCUAUGGAACAAGAAUAAACCAAUGCUUUUAUUUUGAGAAAUAAAAAAACAAACUACACUGCUAAUCUAUACAA
Messenger RNA from Clarias gariepinus (North African catfish), 2155 nucleotides. Its product is annotated as interferon-induced protein 44-like. The coding region runs from base 76 to 1368 and encodes 430 amino acids. The record is from RefSeq and is a predicted model, not a curated record. The transcript is spliced from 7 exons. Lineage: Eukaryota; Metazoa; Chordata; Actinopteri; Siluriformes; Clariidae.